Actinia tenebrosa (Australian red waratah sea anemone) is the source of this 1111-nucleotide messenger RNA. RefSeq names its product trace amine-associated receptor 1-like. Gene Ontology annotation, biological process: G protein-coupled receptor signaling pathway. Gene Ontology annotation, cellular component: membrane. Gene Ontology annotation, molecular function: G protein-coupled receptor activity. The record is from RefSeq and is a predicted model, not a curated record. Lineage: Eukaryota; Metazoa; Cnidaria; Anthozoa; Actiniaria; Actiniidae.
CCUGACUCACUGCGUCUGCUCAGUCUUGCACCUGUUUCCAGUAGAACUGAAAGAAGUUAGUGGUUAUCGAUGUUCAUUCGCUUCGCAAUUUCAAGACACAAAAUUCAUCAUGGCAAAUUCAACUGCGUCCUGUAGGUUUGAAUUUCUUCUUCGAAGCGAAAGUAUUAUUUUUCGAUCAUCAUUAUUUGCUGCUAAUUCACUGACAGCAAUUUCAACGAUGAUUCUGAAUUCCUUAAUCCUGCUAUCCAUCUGGAACACUCCUUCUCUGCGCAAGCCAUCCCACAUCCUAAUAGCAAAUCUCGCACUCGCGGACUUCUUGUUGGGUGCUGUUGGCCAGCCAUUAAUCGUUUUAAAAGACAUUUUGUUCAUAUUAAAGAGGGAUAAAUGGUUUGAUGCGGUGUGUUCCAUAGCUGCAGUUGGCAAAACUCUAACAUACUGGCUUGGAUCAGUAUCUGCUUUUACUCUUACAGUUAUAAGCAUCGAUAGGUUCCUUGCCAUCAAACUCAAAGUGUCCUAUGCAAAUCAAGUCACAACGAAGAGAGUUUCAGCUGUUCUAUUCCUUUGGUGGAUAAUUAGUGGAAUAUCUAGUUUUUACUUUUUUCUUUUGAGUGAGCUGAAGUUAAAAACCCUUAUAGCUCUAUUUUGUACAGCUAUGGCAUGUGGCUUAUCAAUCACAACGACUUCUUAUUACAAAGCAACAAAAUUAUUGAGAGAGCUAGUAUCCCAAAUUGUACCAGAAGGUUCGAAUGAGCAGACCUCAAAGAAUUCCACUUUUAAUGUCUCAAAAUAUAAAAAGUCAUUGAAAACGAUGAUUUUAGUAUUGAUUACAGUAAUGGCCUUUUAUACUCCAUAUUUCAUAGCACUGGUCGUACGUGUGGCCUUUUCGAAUGAGAUAGACGACGAUGUCUUUAUUUACCACGUUCUUGUUUGGGCUGAAUUUUUGCUGUUUGCUAACUCGACUAUCAAUCCUGUCCUGUACUUAUGGCGCAUGAGGGAUCUCCGCAAAGCUGUGAAAUCAUUUCUAAGAACUGUUAUUCGUAAGGAAAGGAAUUCAGGUUUGACAGAACUAACUGUCAGCUCUAACCGUUCUAAUGUCGUGGGUGUUUGCUAA